Mytilus californianus (California mussel) is the source of this 7601-nucleotide messenger RNA. RefSeq names its product netrin receptor UNC5A-like. The coding region runs from base 27 to 971 and encodes 314 amino acids. NCBI's taxonomy places the organism in Eukaryota, Metazoa, Mollusca, Bivalvia, Mytilida, Mytilidae. The record is from RefSeq and is a predicted model, not a curated record. The transcript has 8 exons.
ACUACUUUUAAAAUAUCAUCGGGUUAAUGUUUAACUUCCCGGUUAGGUUUAUUAUUAUGAAGCUAAUACCGGAAGCUGUCGUUUUACUCUUUCUGAAAGUUUAUUCGUCUGAUGCUGGAACAUCUUCGAUUGGAUCGACAACUAAUCUCGAAUGUCCAUUAAGUUUGAUAGCAUAUCAUUGGUAUAAGAAAUUUAUUGGUGGAACUAAAUUGUUAAACAAUGGCGACAAAUAUAACGGUACAUCAAAUAAAACUCUAACAAUAAAAAACUUUGAGCUGACGGAUGAAGGUUUCUAUAGAUGUGAAGGAUUUACUACUGGUGGUACAUAUUCUAUGAGUCAUUUGAUAGAGUUGUCUGUAGCAGUUGAUGGUGGAUGGUCGACCUGGAAGACAUGGGACGCUUGCACAGCUACAUGUGGAACUGGGCAACACAGACGAAGACGUUAUUGUAACAAUCCUAGACCAGCAAAUGGUGGCGCAAGUUGUCAAGGAGGAGGUUAUGAAUACAGAUCGUGUUCACCAUCUUUAUGUCCAGUUGAUACUGGAUGGUCGGCAUGGGAUUCUUGGGGAGUAUGUAACGUCACAUGUGGACAUGGACAACAUAGUAGGAGACGAUACUGUAAAAAUUCUUAUCCAACAAAGAGCGGCGCUUAUUGUCAAGGAGAAGAAUAUGAUUUCAACUCCUGUACAUUAUCAUCAUGUUCAGUUCUAGAAGAACAACAAUCAACAAAUAUACCAAUAGUAGUUGGAACAGUCAGUGGUGUCGUAGUCAUUGGAAUAGUAAUAAUACUUGUGGUUAUUUAUGCGAAAAGGAGAUGGUACCACUCUAAAAAGGAGCCGAAAUAUGACAUAACAGAUAUCACGAGAGUUAAAUCGCAUAUCUAUGAAGAAACACAUGUCAAUCAUAUGUACCAAAAUGAUCUACAGAGGGAUGUUAUAGAGGUUAAUGUAACGGAAAAUAAUAGAUAUUAGUGGCAAUAACGGAUUACUUAUAGCCAUAUUGGAAAAUAUCCGGCAACAAAUUGGAGUUUCAGAGAGAGGGUCAAUGUAUUCUGAUUCUCAUUAUUGAUAUUUCAUUUUACUUUACAAUACAUGUCAUCUUUUAAAUUUUGGUAAUGUAAAGUUAUUUGUCAUCGGCAUACGGCUUGUCAUAGGACCAAGUAGCGUUACAUUCGUUAUAACCAGUUUUUUCAACUAAGUAUGGCUCAACGACAAAUAGUUAAAUUUAUUUGCAAUUUCCAUACUAAAAUGCAUCCAAAAUCGUUCUACAAAUUGACCGCCGAUUAUUGAUUUCAAAUGUGAUUGUUAUUGACUGGUAAUGCGAAUUGCUGCAGUAGAUAUAAGUGGUUCAUUAAAAUAUGAAAUUCAAAUAGUGAAGAUGUGGAAUUUAAUAAAACAUUUUGUUAAUCAAGUGUAGUAGAUUGGAUUACGAAUUGCUUGCUCAAUAAUGAUUAAAGGGGCACUAGUUGACAAAUUCAUGUUCACCGAUUUGACUCAAAUUCUCAUAUUUGAUUUAUAACAUACUAAAACGUAUAUCUAAAUUACAAUAAGUCUGAAAUAAACAGAUAAAAAAACAUGUACUCGAUAAUAGAAUGAAUAGAUUGCGACCAUGUGCAAUUGGAUUUUCAUAGGUCAGUUUGAUUUCAUGUUAUAGGUUAAAUAAGAAUGUGUCCAUAGUAAACGGAUGCCCCAUCCGCACUAUCAUUUUCUAUGUUCAGUGGACCGUGAAAUAUGGGUCAAAACUCUUAUUUAGCAUUAAAUUAAAAAGAUCAUAUCAUAGGGUACAUGUGUACUAAGUUUCAAGUUGAUUGGACUUCAACCUCGUUAAAAACUACCUUGAUCAAAAACUUUAUACUGAACCGGGACAGUCGGACGAACGGACGGACGCAUAUACCGUAAAAACAUAAUGCCCCUAAGUGGGCAUAAAAAUAAGUUAUUUAACGCUUUUACCUGUAUAAGAAUGAUUUUUUUUGUUGAUCGAAUCUGUCAACGAAAUGGUUCGCCUUUCUUUCACUUUCAACAUGUUCAAUGUUGACAUUAUUUUCUCUUUAAUAGCUGAACACGACUCAUGCAUACGUUACCAUUCUCUAGCUAAUGGGUUAAAUUUAAGGUCACAUGAAUACGGAUGAUUUAAUGAGGUCGAAUUAUUCACUUGCAAGUGAAUAAUUCAUCAGUGAUAUUUCUUUGAUUAUUUUGACAAAUUUGAACGACAUUGGCUGUUAAAAACGAAAUAUUAAUUCAUCAUUCAAUUUUAUUAAUGAUUGAACCAAACAAAAUCAUAUUCUAAUUUUUUUCAUAUAAUAAAAACUCCUCAAACUGCUAUCAUAGAACAAUUGGUCUAUCCUUUAAAAAAACAUUUUUAAUUAUUGAUACAAAUAUAAAUAGAUGAUAUAGUCUACAGGAUGUUAUUCAAUUAGUUAUCAUAAUGUAUUUAUUUUUCGAUUUCAAUGGCCAAAACUGCUUCCAUAAUAUCUUCUUAUUUCACCAAACAUUAGAAAAUGUCGCACAGAUGACGUGUAAUUACCCUUAAAAUUGAAAAAAAAGUAAUUUGCGUUUUAAAUGCUAAACAUAUGUUCGUUUUGCUCUGCAUCAUUACAAUCGUUGAGCCCUGACUUACCUAUAAUCCUUGAUCCGUCCCUGUUCAAGUAUAAGAAUUCUUUAGGCCAUUCGGUUUAUAAAAGAAUCUAUUGUUUAUAUUUAUCAAUAUAUAAAUUUUCGCCAUUAGUUUUGAAACUUAAUUUGUCAAACAAUUGUCCACAGAACAAAUAUCCAAAACUACACAAGUAAAUAAAUAGGAUUAUAAUAAAAAUGAUGAUUACAUGGAAGUUUUACAAACACAGGCAGACAACAUCUCUUCAAAAAACGACCUGAAUACAUCUGUAGAGGAGAUCACUCGUAUAUUAUAUGACAGUGUUUUAAAGUUUUUUUGUCGAUCAGUUCUAAUUAAAGAAGUCAAUAGAAAUACAGAAAGAAAAAACAAUGAUUGGUUUGAUGAAAAGUGUAAAUCAGAGCGCCAUAUUUUUCAUCAAGUCCGAAACUUCUUUUUUCGACAUACAACUGUGAAUAGACAAUUGCAUGUCGUUGCUAACAGGAUAAAACGUCAAGCCCAAAAUAAACGAUAAACGGUGAAUGGACAUUGAACUUUGUGACAAUGCAAAAACUGACCCACGAACAUUUUGGUCCACUAUCAGGCCUACGAAUAUAACACGAUGCACAAUUGAAAAUGAUGUGAUUUUAAAACAUUUCGAAAGAGUUCUCGGCGCGAAAAUCCACCUGAUCUUUGUAAUGAAGUAUUGAACUUGAUAAAUAAUGAACAUUUUGAAAAUAUAGGCAUAGAUAUCUUAGACUCUGCAAUUACUGAAGAUGAAAUUGUAAAAUCGAUAACAAAAUUUAAAUUGGGCAAAAGCGCGGGAAAUGACCAAAUUAUCAGCGAAAUGUUUCUGAAAGUCCAAUAUUCUUUUCUCCAAUUCUAAAUAAACUUUUCAAUUAUUCUUUUGAAAAUGGAACUUUUCCUGAUACUUGGGCAGAUGGUAUUGGUUUUGCUGUUCUUUAGAGUAGAGAUUUGACCAAUCCAAAUAACUAUCGACUCAUUGGUUUAGUGAGUGUCUUAUCCAAAGUGUUAACGUCUAUUCUGACGACUCGAUUUCUAGUAUGGUCCGAAGACGAAGAUAAACUAAUCGAAAAUCAAUUUGGUUUUCGUCUCGGACAUUCGACUACUGAUGCUAUUUUUAUUCUACAUGGUAUCAUUGUACAUAUUCUUAAACAAAAGAUGAAACUAUACAGCGCUUUCGUUGACUUUCGAAAAGCGUUCGAUAGAUUAAGCAGGAGAAUUUUGAUAUAUAAAUUACUUCGAAAUGGAGUCAGCAGUAAAUUUGUGGCCAUUAUUAAAUCUAAUUAUGCGUCUGUGCGUCUCCGAGUAAGAUCUGGUGGUAAAAAAUUGCAUUUAGGGAAACUAUAAAUCAAUACUCUCUGCCUGGGAAUAAUCUAGAAACAGAAUUAUCAGUAAACCCACACAUGUUUUGGGAACUCUUAAAAUGUAAGAUAAGAGGGAAAACAAUAUCAUAUGCCAGUUAUAUAAAAAAAGAAAAACACAAAAACCGAAAAUGAUUUAGAACUUAAGUUAGCUAAAUUACUUGAAAAUUAUGAAAUAGAUCCCUCAGAAUUAAUAAAUACAGAAAUUAAAAGUUUAGAAGAAGAACUUGUUCAACACAGAGAGAAAAUAGUAACAGGUAUUAUGGCAAGAGCAAAGGCAAGAUGGGUAGCAGAAGGUGAAAAAUGUACUAACUAUUUUUGUUAUCUUGAAAAAAGAAAUUAUGAGAAAAUAAUUCCAAAAUUAAUCAAGGAUAAUGGAGAGGAAAUUUUUAAUCAAGGUGAAAUUUUAGAAGAACAAAAAUCAUUUUAUGAAAAAUUGUACUCCUCAACAAAUCCUAUUCUUCAUCAAGAACAUAAAAAUCUAUUUUUUUAUGAAAAUAAUCCGUUUAUCCGCAAACUCUCUGAUGAACAGAGGUUACAGGCAGAGGGUAAUUUGAAUGCUAAUGAAUGCUUAAAAACAUUGUAAAAUAUGAAAAAUGGUAAAUCUCCAGGAAUGGAUGGAUUUACAACUGAAUUUUAUAAAUUCUUUUGGAUAGACCUCCAUGAAUUUAUUAUAAAAUCUUUCAAUUAUAGCUUAGAAACUGGAACUUUUUCUGUUAGUCAGAAACAAGGAGUUAUAACAUGCAUUCCAAAAGAGGGUAAAUCAAAAUUUCAAUUAAAAAACUGGAGACCAAUCACUAAAUGUUGGUACAAAAAUUGCAUCAGCUGCUUUAGCAAAUAGAAUAAAACCAUUCUUGGGGAUAUAAUCAGUGAAACACAGCAAGGUUUCAUAAAGGGAAGGUAUAUUGGAGAAUGUACCAGGCUUAUUUUUGACAUUAUGGAAAAGGCAGAAGAUGAUAAUCUUCCAGGUCUUUUACUUUUAUUAAAUUUUUGAGAAAGCUUUUGAUACCCUUGAAUGGUCAUUUAUAGACUUGGCUCUGUCUUUUUUAGGAUUCGGUCCUAUUUUUUAUAGAUGGGUCAAGACCUUAUAUUCAGAAUCUCAGAGCUGUAUUAUAAACAAUGGCCACUGCUCUCAAUUUUUUAAUAUUGGUCAGGGUGUUAGACAAGGUGAUCCUUUAUCUCUUUAUCUUUAUUAUCUUUAGAACUUAUGAGCGCUGCACUUAAAAAUAACCCGGAGAUAAAUGGUAUGCAAAUAAAUGAUUCAGAAUAUCUACUAAGCCAGUAUGCAGAUGACUCAUGUCUUUUAUUAGACGAGAAUGAGCAAUCUUUAGAAAAAUGUUUAUAUACUUUAGAAAAAUUCUCUGAGUGUGCUGGAUUAAGGGCUAAUUUUGAUAAAACUGAAGCCAUAUGGAUUGGGUCAAAGAUUCACUCAAGGGAUAAACUAACAAUUACAAGUUAUUUGAACUGGAAUUAUUCAGGAAAAUUUAAACUUUAGGGAAUAAAAUAUGAUCUGUUCAUUGAAAAUAAAACAGUUGUAAAUUUUGUGGAAAAAAUUAACAAAAUACAGAGCUUACUUAAUUCUUGGGUAUAUAGAGAUUUAACGUAUAUGGGAAUGAUCACUGUUAUUAAAUCAUUAGCUCUACCUAUUCUAAUUCAGUCAUUGACAGUUUUGCCAAACCCACCAGUUGAUAAAAUAAAAUAAAUUCAAAACAUUAGCUCUACCUAUUCUAAUUCAGUCAUUGACAGUUUUGCCAAACCCACCAGUUGAUAAAAUACAAGAAAUUCAAAACAUUUUCUUUAGUUUCUUGUGGUCAGGAAAACCAGAUAAGAUUAAAAGAAAAGUUAUGAUAGGGUUAUAUGAAAAAGGGGGGUUGAAAAUGCCAGAUAUAAGAUCUUUUUGUUAUUCACUAAAGAUGACAUGAAUAAAUAAACUUUUAGACCCCUUGAAUAUAUCCCCAUGGAAAACACUGUUAAUAGAUCAAUACAACAGAUCCGGAGCAGACAAAAUAUGGUUGAUGACCCCUGAUGGUAUCCAAAAGAUUUCUACAAAUUUUAAUAAUUUUUGGAAAGAUAUUUUACUAAACUGGAAUAUCCUAAACACUGUCACUAAUGACACUGCUGAAGGGAUCAUGAAGCAAUCCAUAUGGCUAAACAAGAGUUUGACAAUAAAUAAUAAAACUGUCUUUUACCAGAGGUGGGUUGAAUCAGGAGUUUUCUUUGUGGGUGAUUUACUUGAUGAAAAUAGUGAAUUUUUUACUUUAAAGGAGUUCUGCAGAAAAUAUAAUCUUAAUAUUGAUUUCUUGGAAUACCAUUCUACACUUCAUAUGAUACCAAAAGCCUGGAAGGAUCUAAUCACUACUUCAGUGAAAAUUAUGCACAUAUCUAAUGAUAAUUUGGAAUUUAUUAAAAACAAUAAAAAGUCAUGUCAAUUCUUUUAUAAAAAAAAUCUUGUCAAUGUAUACAGAACGUCCUACAAAACAAGAAGACAAAAUGUGUAAAGAACUAAGCACUCAUAUAGAAAAUUGGGAUUUCAUUUAUAGUUUACCCUUUUGUUGCAAUAAAAACAACAAAUUUAGUAUGUUCCAGUUUAAGAUUUUACAUAGAACUCUCGCUACAAAUGCAUUAUUGCAGAAAUAUGGGUUAAAAGAAACUAACUUAUGUAGUUUCUGUAAUGAAACUAAAGAAACUAUAAGUCACCUUUUCUGGGAAUGUACCCAAGUUAGAAAUUUGUGGUUAGAAAUUGCAGCACUUUUUCAAGUUAAAAAUAAUCUGACUUUAAUGUUUAAUGCGGAAACUAUUGUUCUUGGGUCAGAGUCUUGGGAUGUUUCCCUUAACUAAUUCACUAGUCUGGUUAAGUAUUAUAUUUAUACAUGUCGCUUUAACACUUCAUUACCGACUCUUACAGGGGCGAUAGUUUUGAUUAAAAAUUCCUACCAAAUAGAAAAAAAUAUCUACCUCCUUUUACAGAUCCCCUAAAGCAAGAGAGAAAUUUGAUAGUAAAUGGGAAUUGAUUAUAAACUUAGUUUACAUGUGAGGAGAGAUCUUUCUUUUUUGUACUCACUUUAGGCUUUAUAAUAAUUCAUGUAGAAUUAAUGAUAUGUUGAUGCGCAUCACAACUGGACAGUGAUUUGUGUGCAUCACAAAAGUGCUAUCUAUGAUGCUUAUUGAUAUUGUUAUAUAUAUAUUGAUACACUUGUUUUUGCUUGAUUGUAUUUGAAUUAUCUCCCCUUGACUUAGGUUGUCUUUGACUGUUGUUAUUUAUUUUGUGAUUCUGUCCAACUGGUCCUGUCUGACCCUUAUCUGUUAAUGAUCUCUGUUGGCCUCUCCUGGUACCUCUCAUGUUUAACAUCAUAGUAUUGACAGUGAUGCAUAUGGCAAGAGGAGAAGGCUGAUGCCAUCAUUAACAAUAUCAACAUAUUCAUGUAAGAUAAUCCAGAGUGAUAAAUGAUGAGUAUGAUCUAAUAGAUAAUUAUCAUAUAGAUAAUAAAAAAAUAGCAUUUUUAACUUUUUAACUGUUAUUGAAAAAUUUAAUAUUAAUACAUGUAUUAUAAAUUAUCUAUGUAUUCAUGUAUCACAAUGCUUGGUGCUUUUUUUUAGAUAAAAUAAAAAUAAAUUACAAAAAUAAAGAUA